Molecule: messenger RNA, 621 nt
Organism: Microthlaspi erraticum
Lineage: Eukaryota; Viridiplantae; Streptophyta; Magnoliopsida; Brassicales; Brassicaceae
Source: the annotation of a GenBank genome assembly
AUGCUUUUUCUCCAGCUCUGCGAUCUCCGAGUCGUCAGAAGCGGAGGCGUGAAGCUCAGACCAAACAUCUCCUUCAUAGCUCUUCCUUGCUCCACGAACCUCACUAGCUUCGCCACCACGGCUGCGCUGUCGCCACCAUCUUAUUUGUGUUAUACCUUCAUGUUCCUCUCGGUCGCCACUUCUCUUGCUCGACGGGAUAAAGAUGAAGUACAACAUCAGAUAUCAAUCUUGCUUUUUAUUGGGUUGGCCUGUGGAGUCAUGAUGAUGGUGUUUACAAGGCUGUUUGGUUCCUGGGCACUAACUGGGGCGAAGAAUGCUGAGAUUGUCCCGGCGGCAAAUACAAAUGUUCAGAUCCUUGGUUUGGCAUGGCCAGCUGUUCUCAUUGGAUGGGUUGCUCAAAGUGCAAGGAUAUGGUAUAGCUGGUGCCGCUUAGGCAACUAUGGUGUCACAAGUAAGCUGAAAUCUCUUAAGGUUGUUGCAGCUUAUAUGAUGAUGGACGCGUUGAACAAGAAAGGAUACAGCGCCUUCUCACUCUGUGUUCCUUCUCCAAGUGAACUCUUGACAAUCUUUGGGCUCGCUGCCCCAGUCUUUAUAACUAUGAUGUCAAAGGUUACUACUUGA